Kwoniella shivajii is the source of this 627-nucleotide messenger RNA. RefSeq lists its product as uncharacterized. Lineage: Eukaryota; Fungi; Basidiomycota; Tremellomycetes; Tremellales; Cryptococcaceae. The record is from RefSeq and is a predicted model, not a curated record. Bases 1 to 627 code for a protein of 208 amino acids. The transcript has a single exon.
AUGGUUAAAGUCAAAAAUUGCGAUUCUCCUCCAGCGACACUAGACAGACAAGCAAAAUUCCAUCUCUUUCAUCGAUAUGGAGAUGUCCACUUGACAUCAAAAGACGGGAUCAUCUUCAGAAUAGAUGGUAAUCGCUUGAAAGACAUCAGGUUGGUGAAGGGCCAGUGUCCAUGUAACAAUCCAAUCCUGACGAUCGAUUACCUCAGUCCAGUCUUUGCUCUCUUCCUGGCAGACGAAGAGAUCAACGUACCAAUUGGAUCCAAGAGAAAGAGACCUUCAGAUGCGAACGAUAUCGUCUUACCUUUUCUGAAUGCGAUUAUCGACAUCUUUAUAAACCUGAUUAGCGUCUCGACACCUCAUGUGCCUGAAAUGAGCUGGAAAGAAGCUCUUACAUUCCUCGAAUCUUGCCGCAAAUAUCACGUCAAUAGCAGGAUCGUCAACCUGGUCCACGCCUCGCUCUCGCAGACAAGGGAUCUCGGCAACCCGUGGAUUAUCCUUAUAUGGGCCAGUCAGCGAAAGGAUAUCACAAUCGCUGAAAAAAUUCCUGAAAGGAUGACAACCAAUACCUUUCUCAAACCUCAAUUCUUCGAUCCGAUCGCAUGCGAAAUCAAGAGUAUACGAUUCUGA